Messenger RNA from Cimex lectularius (bed bug), 2752 nucleotides. RefSeq names its product protein MCM10 homolog (gene Mcm10). Gene Ontology annotation, cellular component: nucleus; replication fork protection complex. The transcript has 13 exons. Gene Ontology annotation, biological process: DNA replication; DNA replication initiation. Lineage: Eukaryota; Metazoa; Arthropoda; Insecta; Hemiptera; Cimicidae. The coding region runs from base 192 to 2498 and encodes 768 amino acids. The record is from RefSeq and is a predicted model, not a curated record. Gene Ontology annotation, molecular function: single-stranded DNA binding; DNA replication origin binding.
GAACAGUUCGAGAGUUGAUAUCGACUCGCGGGGCGUUGCGCCUGGAAACUGGAAAAGGCUCACAGCCACAUUCACAAAGCGAAGGUUCCGCGUUGUGCAGCAACCGUCUCUUUUUGUCAGUCAUGUUUUCAUACAUUUUUACUGUCAUUUACGCUUUUUAACCGUUUAACUAAAUAUAGAUAUAGAUUAAAAUGGAACAAUUGGAAGAUGACAAUUUAGAUUUUUUGGAAGCUAUAUUGGAUAGUGUCGAAAACGAGCAUAGUGAGGGCCAACGACCGUUGCCAACUACGGUCAAUGAAUUGAAAAUAAAACCAGCAAAAAAAUGUAUAAAGGAUGUGAACGUGCCAUUUCUGGACAUAGACACAACCGAGAAGGCUAGUGUGACUGAAAAAGAAACAAAGGCUGAAAACAGUGUUGUACAUUCAGGCGAUACGGAUUCAUCUGACGAUGAAGACAACAAAUAUUUUGAAGAAGUCAAAUACAACAGUUGUGGGAAAAGUAUUAAAAAUAGCCUCAAGAAUAAAGAUUCGCCAUACAGGGAUAAAAUCAUCCCAAAUAAUAAUUACUGGAAACCCAAAGCAACAGAAAAUGUCGAGCCAAAGACGUUUUGCCUUCCAAAAAAAAUUGAAAAAACAGGUCAGACUAAGCAGGAUAUAGGUAUGGAACCUUUUCUUGGGAUAAGAAUAGUUAAUCCAUUGUACUCAUCUACAGUCCUCAAGGAAAAAAUGAGUGGAAGGACCCCAAUUAGUUUUUUCACAUUGAAAAAUCACGUUAAGCAUUCAGAUUUAAAAACCGAUUGGGUCCUGGCUGGCGUAAUUGUGAAUCAAUCAGCACCUAAAAUUUCUCAAAAAGGGUCAAAAUAUGUAAUCUGGACGUUGAGCGAUUUAAAACCAGAAUUGAAAACAGCGGCUGUUUUCCUUUUUGGAAAGUGUUUUGACAAAUUGUGGAAGACAAGCGUGGGUACCGUAAUCGGCAUAUUGAAUCCUAACGUUAUGAACCAAAAUGACAAAGCCAAAGAUGAAGCGACGCUCUCUGUGAUGAAUCCCGACCAGAUUAUGAUUUGGGGACGAUCCAAAGAUUUAGGACAGUGCAAAGGACUGAAAAAGGAUGGACAGAAGUGUACUUCAUUUGUUAAUUUAAGUCAAUGUGAAUACUGUAUUUAUCAUGUACAAAGGGAAUAUCGCAAAUACACAGGUCGGGGGGAGUUGCAAGCUGCAACUUGUGGACUUUCAAGAAAUAGACUUAGGAAUAAAGUGCUCGGAAAAGACGAGGUUUUUUACGGAGGAAAGAGUUUUACCUCACUACCUGUAAUCAGUAAUAAAAAGAAGAAAGUAGAGGAUGUAAAAAGGCUUUGUCAUCUAGGUGCUGAGCCAAAAACUCUGCCUAAACCAGAAACAUCUGUCCUUAAUAUGAAUUCAAGAUCUAAAGAUCUGUUAAAUAUGCUGAACAAAAAUCCUGGAGAACCACAGUCACAAUUCACCAAGGAUAAUAAUAGAUUAAAAUUAUUGUCGAAAUCGUCUACGAAUGAAAAGACAACAGAUAAAUAUUGUUCUGCUAAGAAAGUGCCUGUACUCAGUAAUCCAGAACUGGACUUUAAUGAAGAACCCGUAUCGCAAAGCCUUGUCAAAUCGGUCAGAAACAAUCCUAAAGGUCAUUUACAAACUAAAUUCAACAGCCUGCUAGCUAUGGCAGCAGAAAACUGCAAGCCUUCUAAGAGUAUUCCUACCUCGAAAGGAGCUUCUACUGCUGAACCUAUCUCCAGGUGCGAGCAAAAUGAUGAGAAACGAAUUGAUUCUAACCUCUCUGCUAAAAGCAAACACAUUUUGGAACCAAACAAGACCAACCUUCAGAAUACAGAAAUGUCAAAAGCAAAGUUAAUGGCUAUAGAAUAUGUUCGGAAACAUGGCAAAUUUUCCAAAGAAAAUCAAACAGGAAAAAACCCAAGCGCAGUUAUGAAGAAUUUAAAACGUGCCUUAGAAGAUAGCAAUGAGGAUGAUGAGCCACCGAAAAAGCAAGUGAUUUCGGAAAGAUUUCUUCAACUCAUGAAACAAGAGACAAAGCACAAAGAUCUUGUCGAACUAAACAAACAGGCCGAGGAAGAGGCCUAUUUCGCAAAAAUGGAAAAAAAGGAGCAGUUGGAAGAGAAAAUGAUGAAAACCUAUAAAAUCGAUUGCAAAGCCGUCUCCUGUUUGAAAUGUAAAUACACAUGGUUUUCCGCUUCUGAAGCUUGCAAAGAAGAGAGGCACCCGCUUAAAGUCGUUGAUGCCGUUAAAAGGUUUUUCAAAUGUUCGAGCUGCGGUAACAGGACCGUGAGCUUGAAUAUUAUUCCAAUUAUCGCCUGUAAAAAGUGCGGUUCUUCAAGCUGGGAGAAAACUUCCAUGAUGAAGGAAAGAGUUGUAAAGAAGAGUCAUGAAUUGAGUAUACGUGGAGGGGAGCAAACUUUCAUAAAUUCAGUUGUUCAGAAUGGUAAUCUGGGUUUGAUGAUGCCUGAUGAAUAAUUUAUGAAUGGCCAAGAGUUCGGCUUGGUUGUUGGAACACCAAGCUGCAAGUCAUCCCAUCACCCAGAUAUCACCUUGUAAGCUUUGUUGCUCAACAGAGGACCAAUCAGAAUUGGAUCAGGAACAGAAUUGGAAUCAGGAACGCGACGGAAAGCUGAUGAUCAGCAAGAAAACUAUUUGUUAGAAGAUUCAUAACUUUAUGGAUAGGUUUUUAGUUGAGAUAAAAAAGUGAGUGUCACGAGCGGGAUUCGAAC